Molecule: messenger RNA, 1193 nt
Organism: Ceraceosorus guamensis
Lineage: Eukaryota; Fungi; Basidiomycota; Exobasidiomycetes; Ceraceosorales; Ceraceosoraceae
Exons: 3
Coding region: 205-1152 (315 amino acids)
Source: RefSeq, a predicted model, not a curated record
AGACAAGAUUGCUGGACAUGCUUCAACGGUAAAGUCUACAACCUCUCGCCUUAUCUCCGCUUUCAUCCCGGCGGCGAAAAGGAAUUGAUGCGCGUAGCUGGCAGGGAUGGCACGCGGCUAUUCAUGCUCACACACUCUUGGGUCAAUAUCGACGCCAUGAUCGAUGCGACCAUGAUCGGCAUGAUGGUCCCCGAGCAUUGAGGCAUGCGUGGCCACAAGGAGAGAUUGCCUGCGCGUGGCGACAAUGAAGGCGAGAAGGAAGCCCAGAUGCCCGCGCGUGGCGACAAGAAAGCCGGUAACGCGCGCGUGGCGCUCGCUGUAGGCAACCAUCCUCCGCUCGACAAGGGCGCAGCAGGUGGGGUGGCGUACCGCACGCGCAACAACAACAACGCUCGCGCAGCUCCUACAAGAGCGCGGACGAUCCAUCUGCUACGGCCACGCUUGCACGCUCCCCCCCACCAUUUUUGCGCCAUGAUCUUGGCUCGAUCUGGCGCACUCGCGCUUCUUGUCCUCGGUGGCAUCAGCGCGCUCCCGCUCCCGCUUCCGCUCCAUCCAUCAUGCUUCGACUGCCUUCGCUCCACACAGACCCAUUCAGGCUGGCCAGCCAUUCCACACCAAGCGCACGAGUACGCUGAUCCACUGGCAGUGGAGCACAAGGGGCUCUACGACUCGAUGCGAUGGAGCAGCAGCAGCAGCAGCGGCGGCGGCGGCGGCAGCAGCAGCAGCGGUAAGAGCAAGUCGAUCGCGAAUGGACACCAGCAGCAGCACGUCGUCGACGAGGACCUUUGGCCCAUCUCGCCUCGCCGGCACUACGUCCCACCAGGCACCGAGUGGAAGUAUGAAGCAGCGCAUGGACACCUUCGACAAGUAUCGGGUUUGGGCAGAUACGUCGCGCAACCAUUUCAAGUGCGGCCGGGCGAUCGAUUCUUUGAUGCGGUCGAGGGUGGUAGAGUGGUGGGCAAGGUGCAUUUCGACGACGAGCCCUCGGGCGGCGGCGGGCGUGCUGCUGCGCAACAAGGGCGCGCGCUGGGCGUGUCGCGUUUGAAGGGUGUGUACGAUGCGAGAAGAACGAAAGCGGGCGUGGUGGUCAGACCCCGGGCGAAGGAGGCGGUCAAGAUGCUGGAGCAGAUGAGCAGAGGGGGGCGCGCGUAGCCGUGGCGAACGAGCGUGGAGCGGCCUGGCGCGCGCCGAAA